AUGGCCUCCGUCACUUUCGCCAUCCUGACGGCUCUCGCUGCACGCGCCUCGGCCAAGACCCACAAGACGCCGACACCUCAGAUGGGAUGGAAUAGUUACAACUACUACAACUGCUACCCCAACGAGACGCUGAUCAAGGAGAACGCCCACGCCUUGAUCAACACGGGAUUGGCCGACGCCGGAUACAUCACCGUAACCACCGACUGCGGUUGGCCGGCCAAGGAGCGCUCCGCCGAUGGUCAGCUGGUCUGGAACCCGGAGCUGUUCCCGUCCGGAGGCGGCAAGGAGCUCGGCGAUUACAUCCAUAACCUCGGCCUAAAGUUUGGCGUCUACUCCGGCGGCGGGUACUUCCAAUGCGGUUCCACAGACCAGCCAGCUUCUCUCGAUUAUGAAUCAACCGACGCCAAGUCAUUCGCGGACUGGGGCGCAGAUUCCCUGAAAUACGACAACUGCUAUGCGGUGGAGCCAACCGUGAUGGUCGACUACGAGUCUGAAGAAGCCGUAUCGCCCGACCGUUUCGUGGCAAUGGCAGAUGCGCUGAACACCACGGACCGUGACAUCCUCUAUCAAGUCUGCCAGUGGGGUACCGGAACUGACCUGGGUAUCUGGGCACCCAAGAUUGGCAACAGCUGGAGAAUCAGCAACGACAUCUACAACGGCUGGCGCAGCAUCUGGCGAAUCACGAACCAAGUUGUUCCAUUCUACAAGUACACCGGCCCGGGUGCUUUUCCCGACAUGGACAUGUUGCUCAUUGGUCUCAACGCUCUGUCACUCGAGGAGGAGAAGUUUCACAUGGGCAUGUGGGCCAUCAACAAGUCUCCCCUUACCCUCGGCGCCCCCGCCAUCCCCGGCCUCGUCGCGGAAUCAGCCCACGCGAUCCUCACAAACCAGGAAGUCAUCGCCCUCAACCAGGACUCCCUCGCCAAGCAGACAGAGCUCGUCCGUCGCUACACCGAGGAGGAGUGGGACGUCUGGGCCGGCGAGCUCUCGGGGUCCCGCCUCGUGGUCGGGCUGGCGAACUGGAAGAACGACUCGCAGGCCGUGAGCGUCGACCUCCCUGCCGUCCUGGGCGUCGUCUCGGCCAACGCCCGCGACGUCUGGGCCGCGAGUGACAUUGGCUCCAUCUCGGGCACGUACGAGACGACGCUGAACGGCCAUGAACUCAAGUUGCUCGUGCUCUCGGACCUCUCCACGACGGCACCCGCCGUCGACGCGUCAGCCGGAUAUUACACGGCUACGGACGCCGCGCUGUCUGGCUCAGCCUCCAAGGUUACCUGCGCGGAGGGUCAAUGUCUCCCGAGCAGCACAAAGGUGGGGAACAUCGGGUCAGGGGCCUCGGUCAAGUUUGAGAGCGUCGUGGCCAAGUCGGACGGCAAGAAGCUGCUGGGCGUUGAUUUUAUCAACUACGAGAUCGCCCUCGAUUCCGCGUGGCAGUUUGGUUCCAACACGCGCAACUUGACCAUUUCUGUCAAUGGUGGCACUGAGAAGCGGUGGGCUUUCCCCAUUUCUGGUGGUAACUGGUACGAUACUGGGCGCUUGCUUGUCGAGGUUGAUGGCUUCAAGGGUAAUGGCUCGAAUACUGUGGAGUUUAAGUCGUUUGGAAGUGCUUGGGCCCCCGACUUGGUUGGUUUUGAGCUGUUCGAGGCUAGCUAG
Molecule: messenger RNA, 1653 nt
Organism: Colletotrichum orchidophilum
Lineage: Eukaryota; Fungi; Ascomycota; Sordariomycetes; Glomerellales; Glomerellaceae
Product: alpha-galactosidase
Exons: 5
Coding region: 1-1653 (550 amino acids)
Biological process (GO): carbohydrate metabolic process
Molecular function (GO): hydrolase activity, hydrolyzing O-glycosyl compounds
Source: RefSeq, a predicted model, not a curated record